Molecule: messenger RNA, 1388 nt
Organism: Polistes canadensis
Lineage: Eukaryota; Metazoa; Arthropoda; Insecta; Hymenoptera; Vespidae
Exons: 2
Coding region: 291-1379 (362 amino acids)
Biological process (GO): protein autoubiquitination; protein monoubiquitination; protein polyubiquitination
Cellular component (GO): ubiquitin ligase complex; nucleus; cytosol
Molecular function (GO): ubiquitin protein ligase activity; ubiquitin conjugating enzyme binding; cyclin binding
Source: RefSeq, a predicted model, not a curated record
GGCGGGUAGAAGAAGUUCACUGAUUGGUGAACAUUUUUUUCAUUAAGUUCAACAAUUUUCGAAAUAAGACUAAAUGGGAUAUUAUCAAAUCCCAAAUUCUAAUAAUUGGACAUAUUGAAAAAUUAUUAAAGUACUGAUAUACACGUGAAAAUUGAUUCAUCAUAACAAAGGACAGUGAAUCAAGAUUGAGAAUAGUGUAAACAGGAAAGAAAUAUUUAAUGCAUAAAAUAAUGUCAACGUUAAUUAGUUUUACGCAAUAUAAAUAAUUAAGUAGGAUAAUUUGGUAAAAUAUGGAAUUGAUUACGAUAGAGUUAAGACCACGACUUCAAUCAUGUACAGUUUUUCUUUUUAUGAAAAAUUCCAUAACUUUAGAUGAAAUUAAAAUCAAAUUGUUGGAAGCAAAUAUUAUGUUGUCGAUAGGUGAUAAUGUAACAUAUAUUACAUUACCAAAUAUAAAAAUUAUACCAACAUCAUUAUCUUCCUUAAAUGUAAUAGAUAAGUGGGUAUGUUUUCGUUUACAUACACAACCAUCAGAUUCUGAAUUUGGAUCAUUUCAAAGAGAGGUUAUAACGAAUGCAAAAUCACAAAUUAAUAAUAUAGAAAGUAAGAAAAAGAUAUUAUUAAAAAAUUCGAAAUCUACGAUAUUGUGUAAAUGUUGUAAGAACGUACUUUCUAAAGAGAUUACUUUUCAAAGAGUUUUACCAUUUCCUAACAUUGAUUUUGAUCCAUCCGAAUGGUUUUGUAGUAAAACAGAUAUUAAUUUAACUUUGCUGUUGCUUCCCAAUGAAUUGGAUAUUUUUUACGGUCCAUUUUUUGCAAUUGUACAUAGUAAUAUUUUGUAUAAUUAUAGACGAAUGGAAAAAGAUAUUUUAUGUAACAGAUGUUUGUUGAACAUAGGAAUUCAGGACAAAAAUAAUUCUUUUAAAAUAUGGGAUUGUUGCAUCGAUUAUAACUUGAAGACCGAUCAAAUAAUUAUCCAAGAAGCAUCCAAUCCCCUUGACGAUUUUAUUGCAGUUAUUAAAAGUUUCAUUAGAAAUAAUACGUUUGGCGAAAUUAUUCUAGAAUGUUUAUUAGCUAAACAAUCUCAUUACAUGGUAAUUAAACCGAUGGAUAUGCGAUUAGGAAUACUUACAGAAGAAAAUGUCAAAUCUACCGAUAAUAAGAUUAAUUUAAAAGAAAGUUUUGUUACCAAAGUAUUGUACAAAUAUAGUACAGAUAAAAUAAUUUUAUCUGAGGAUUGUAUUAACACAAAAAAUUAUGAAGUUAGUUUGUCCAUGAUCGAAGCUGGAUUAGAUUAUUUAUUACUAUCGACUAAACGUUUUCCAAAACAUUAUAAAACUAUCAAGGAUUAUUAUAUUGGUUAUAUAAAUAUAGAAUAAACUGAUUAA